Rana temporaria (common frog) is the source of this 1829-nucleotide messenger RNA. RefSeq names its product S-phase kinase associated protein 2 (gene SKP2). Lineage: Eukaryota; Metazoa; Chordata; Amphibia; Anura; Ranidae. The transcript is spliced from 10 exons. The record is from RefSeq and is a predicted model, not a curated record. Gene Ontology annotation, molecular function: protein binding. The coding region runs from base 88 to 1338 and encodes 416 amino acids.
CGGUGCUUGACGUCGGUAGCGCGCCCGUACGUGAGUGUGGAGGGACGCGGGAAGUUUGUAAAGGGAAGGAUAUCGGGCGGGCGUACGAUGAGCAGCAGGAAACAUCUACAGGAAAUUCCUGCUUCUGCCAGGAACUCGGCGAGCUGGACAUGGGACUCCAAGAAGAGCUCCGACCUGCUUUGUGGCAUGGGAGUGACACCCAUGGAGAAAGAUGCACUGGACACAGAAAAUACUCCUCUGGACCAAAUCAUAAAGAUUACUCCACCACAGAAGCGGCAGAAGCCAAAGGAGAAAGAUGACACCUUUGUCAUUGCUAGACGCCCAAGAGCAGCCAAAAGCUCUGCACCAGGAAUAUCAUGGGAUUCCCUACCAGAUGAGUUGGUUCUGGGCAUCUUAUCCUAUCUGCCUCUAGCUGAACUAUUGAAAGCAUCUGGCGUUUGUAAACGUUGGAGGAGACUAUCGUGUGAUGAAUCGCUGUGGCACAGUUUAGACCUCACUGGAAAACAUUUGGUGGACGGCGUUAUCGGAUAUUUAUUGUCUCUGGGAGUGGUUGUGUUGCGCUGUCCUAGAUCUUGUAUUGGAGAACCAAUGUUUAAACAGAUCAGACCUUUGCGUCUACAACACGCAGACUUUUCUCAUUGCACAAUCAGCAUAGACGCUUUGCGGAGUAUGAUUUCCCGAUGCCACAGGCUGCAGAAUUUGAGUGUGGAAGGGCUGGAGCUGACUGAUGACAUCAUUAGUGCCAUCGCCCAGAAUUCAGAUCUGGUAAGACUGAACCUUGGUGGUUGUUUCGGCUUCUCGUCAGAAUCGCUAUCGCACAUGCUGAACAGCUGCUCUAGGCUGGAUGAAUUGAACCUCUCCUGGUGUGACUUUACAACGAGCCAUGUGAAGAGCGCGGUGGUUAACUUUCCUAGAGGCUUAACACAGCUGAAUUUAAGUGGAUAUCGGCAGAACCUGGAUUUAGCUGAUCUAGAGGCUUUAGUGCAAAGAUGUCCUGAACUUACCAAUUUAGAUUUAAGUGACAGUGUAUUGCUGACCCCAGAAUGCUUUCCAGUGCUCCACCAACUGCUUCACCUCCAGCAUCUCGGCCUCAGCCGCUGCUAUCAGAUCUGUCCUGCAUCCUUGCUUGAUCUGGGGAAGCACAUACCCCUGAAGACGCUCAGUGUAUACGGCAUAGGGACUGAUAGUUCCUUGGAGUUACUGAAAGAAUCUCUGUCUCACAUUAAGAUAAACUUUUCUUUCUUCAGUACCAUUGCCAGGCCCACCACAGGCCACAAGAGGAACCGGGACAUAUGGGGCAUAAAAUGCAAGUUGUCAUUAAACCGCACAGACUGUUGACAGGAAAGGAAUCUCUGUCCCAGAUAUCCAGAAACUUGAAUUGACAGAAUUGAACAAGACUUUCUACUUUUUACCCUAUGAAGUACUGUGCGUAGCAUUUCUAAACCAAUCCUAACCGUAUUUAUGGACAGGGAUCUACUGAACAUUCCCGGGAUGGUGCUGAUGUGUCACGUCACACACUGCCAGAUUAAUUUUUACAAUAUCGGUCUAGUCUAUUGCCCAGAGCAGCUAACCAAACAUCUACUGCCAUUAUCACAUUGCAACCUGGUUGCUGUGGGCAGCACUCGAUACAUAGAGACUGGCUGUUUCUGAAUUUGCUGCCGACACAACACAGCACAUAUCCUAUUUUUUUUAUAUUUUUACCCUUAAUGAUUUUAUAGAAGAGAGCAUUGAAGGACUUCAUGGAAGCUGGUUUUAAGCAAUGCAAUACAAAUUGAGAUCUCUGAUGUUUUGUAGGGCUGAAAACAUGGAAACUAAACAUCGUUCUUAAA